Messenger RNA from Rosa rugosa (rugosa rose), 573 nucleotides. Its product is annotated as TMV resistance protein N-like. The record is from RefSeq and is a predicted model, not a curated record. Gene Ontology annotation, biological process: defense response; signal transduction. The transcript has 2 exons. The coding region runs from base 1 to 573 and encodes 190 amino acids. Lineage: Eukaryota; Viridiplantae; Streptophyta; Magnoliopsida; Rosales; Rosaceae.
AUGUUCUCUGAAGACUAUGCAUCCUCCAAGUGGUGCUUGGAUGAACUUGUCAAGAUCCUCCUCGACUGCAAGAAAUCAUAUGAACAAAUGGUUCGGCCAGUUUUCUACAGAGUCGAUCCAUCAGAUAUACAAAAUUAUAGAGGUAGCUUUGGGAAGGCACUUGCUAAUCAUGAAUGCAAAUUCAAAGAUAACAUGGAGAAGGUCCAGAUAUGGAAGGCAGCUCUUAAAGAAGCGGCAAAUUUGUCAGGGUGGCCUCUCUUGGAUGAAGAAAAUUCAAUGGGUGCUAGAGGCUUUGUCAAACUACAAAAGAAACUUCUUCGUGAGAUUCUAAAGACGAAAUUGAAGGUGGCCAAUGUGGCUAGAGGAAUCACUAUGAUCAAGGAAAUGUUGCAAUACAAAAGUGUUCUCUUAGUGCUUGAUGUUGUGAAUGAUAUUGAUCAGUUAAACAACUUAGCUGGUGAAUGUAGUUGGUUUGAUAUGGGAAGUAGAAUCAUCAUAACAACAAGGGAUAAGCCUUCAAACCAACUAGCUGGUUUGUAUCCAGGGGUUGCAUUUGGAUGCAUGACUUGCUAG